GUCCAGGCGUGGGCUCCCUGCAGUGGCAGGAGCCGCGAGCCCGCACACGGACCCGCCAGGCCAUGCCGCAAGAAACACACCCGCCAGGGGAGCGGCCUGCCUCCGCGAGCAGGGUGGCCGCCUCGGCGCCCAGGCCGCGCUGGCCCGUCAGUGCGACCGGGGCAAGGCAGCCCGCCUCGGCGACCAGCCUCGGCAGCCCGCCUCGGCGACCAGCCUCAGGCGCGGACCUCCUCGCCGGCGGCCCGCCGCGCGGAGGUGCGCAGCCCGCUGCUGGCAGCGGCCCACCCAGGCAGAGGCCCCUCUCGGCCGCACGCCUCUGCGGCUCGGCAACCCUGGCGCCCAGGGCUCACAGGGUCGCCACCGGCGAGACAUCUGACGAGUCUUCGUUCACGCAGCCAGCUGUCGCCACGGCCGCCGUGCAGCGCCGCUCGGCAACCCUGGCGCCCAUUGCUCACAGGGUCGCCACCGGCGAGACAUCUGACGAGCCCUCGUUCAUGCAGCCAGCGGUCGCCACGGCCGCCAGUGCACUCCGCAGGGUCAGACCAGUAUCGGCCAGCCGCUCCAAGAGCUUCGGUCUUCUGCCUGGCCUGGGGGCCUCUGGGGUGUCACUGCCCCCUGCAGCCGCGCCCCAGCGGCCACACGAUUCUAGCAAGGAGGCGCCCGCAGCCUGCGCUCUGGCGCCCGCUGCCGCACCGCCUCCGCUGUCAUCGCCAGACGAGGCUCCGUUGCCACGCGCGGAGGUGCCAGCGCAAAUCCUCCCGGAGAGCCCCGCCGGCGGCCAGGCCACGCCGCGGUGGGGGAGCGAGACCCCUCUGCAGCCGCAGACAUCUUACGAGCCCUCGUUCAUGCAGCCAGCGGUCGCCACGGCCGCCAGUGCACUCCGCAGGGUCAGACCAGUAUCGGCCAGCCGCUCCAAGAGCUUCGGUCUUCUGCCUGGCCUGGGGGCCUCUGGGGUGUCACUGCCCCCUGCAGCCGCGCCCCAGCGGCCACACGAUUCUAGCAAGGAGGCGCCCGCAGCCUGCGCUCUGGCGCCCGCUGCCGCACCGCCUCCGCUGUCAUCGCCAGACGAGGCUCCGUUGCCACGCGCGGAGGUGCCAGCGCAAAUCCUCCCGGAGAGCCCCGCCGGCGGCCAGGCCACGCCGCGGUGGGGGAGCGAGACCCCUCUGCAGCCGCAGGCAGCCCCGCCCAGCGCGUGCCAUGACGUCACCACGCAGCAGGCCGCCGUCUCUGAGGCGGACGAUGUCUCCCCCGGCGGUGAGGGAUGCGGCGGCCCUGGGGGGCACAGGAGGUUGCUGUCGAACUCGAGUGCCACCGAGGUGCCUGAGGACGACGAUUGGUCGCCGCGGGAGCUGGACACCAGCGUCUCCCUCAGCUGCUCCGACGGCUUCGGCGGUCGAUCUGGGGAGUUGCUGGACGCCGCUGCCCCCUGCAAUGGCGCUCGGGGAGCCGCGUGCCGCGAGCAAGGAGGCGCCCGCAGCCCGCGCUCCGGCGCCCGCUGCCCCACCGCCUCCGAUGUCAUCACCGCCAGCGCGCGGCACCACAGCGGCGGCAGCGGCGCCAGUCGAGACUCCGUUGCCGUGCGAGGAGGCGCCAGCGCAAAUCCUCCCAGAGAGAGCCACGCCGGCGGCCAGGCCACGCCGCGGUGGGGGGGCGAGGCCCCUCUGCAGCUGCAGGCAGCCCUGCCCAGUGCAGGCCUUGGGGCCGAGGCGGACGAAGCCUCCCCGCAAGUCGAGGCCCCCUUGCCGCGCGAGGAGGCGCCAGCGCAAAGCCUCCCGGAGAGCCCCGCCGGCGGCCAGGCCACGCCGCGGUGGGGGAGCGAGACCCCUCUGCAGCCGCAGGCAGCCCUGCCCAGCGCGUGCCACGACGUCACCGCGCAGCAGGCCGCCGUCUCAGAAGCGGACACCGUCUCCCCCAGCGGCGAGGGAUGCGGCGGCCCCCGGGGGCGCAGCGCGCCGCUGUCGGAGAGCUCCCUCAUCGGGGCGCCUGAGGGCGACGACUGGUCGCUGCAGCAGCUGGACACCAGCGCCUCGGCGCGCUCCUCGCGCUGCUCCUCGCCUCGGGGAGGCAGCGGCCGUGGCUUGCCCGAGCUUUCCGCCCCCUCCAGGGUCGACGACAGCUGGAUGCGCGAGGUCUCCCAGCGCCUCGCCCAGGGCACGGCAUGCACCAAGGUGGGCAGGAACGGCAAGCCGUACCUGAGGAAAUUCCGCAUCGACUCGAAGACUUCAGAGCUCGAGCUGCUCGGGGGGUGGAUGGUCCACUUCGCUGUACCGCUGGACGACAUCGUCGACGUUUUUCAGGGGCUCUCCAGCAAAGAGCUUGUCGUCUUCCGCAAGAACCACAGGAAGGCAUCGACGGACGAUGAGCUUGCGAAGUUCGCGAUGGUGCUGAAGACUUCGUCGCGCACGAUCUCCCUGAUCUUCUGCUCCGAGGAAGAGCGCAACACCGUCGGCGUCUUUUUGGCGGUGCACCUGCAGUCCAGGAAGCGCGGAGCUACGUGCGCUCCAGUCACAGCAGACCCAGGUCCCCCUGCGCCCACUGGGGCCCCCGAGGGCAGGAAUGCCAAGGUGGCAUACCCCGACUCCUCGGUGUACGAGGGACAGUACCGCAACCGCCUGCGGCACGGGCAGGGUGUCCUGACGCUCGCGGACGGCAAGAGCUACGCGUGCCAGUGGAGCGAGGGCAAGCCCCACGGCACCGGCGAGGAGAGGUGGCCCGACAAGACUUUUUUCAGCGGAUGCUUCUUGGAUGGGCUGCGUCACGGGGAGGGGACGAUGUCGUACCCGGACGGGUCUUCGUACGUGGGCGAGUUCGCCAGAGGACAAUUCAAUGGCCAGGGGGUGUUCAAGCGAGCGGACGGCAGUUGCUACCGCGGCGGGUUCUCCGACGGGCUGAUACACGGGGAGGGCUACAUGGAGUUCUCUUCUGGAGCCUGGAAGAGGUACGCGGGCCAGUGGAAGGAUGGCUUGUACCAUGGCGCGGGCACCCUCACAGAUUGCCAGGGCGACACGAUCAGCGGUCAAUUUGUCGCUGGCCAGCUGCCCCACCAGGCCCUCUAGAGGCUCGCCGCAGAGUGGUCUUAUGCGCGGUAUGAUAGUCUCGUUUUCGGCCGCUGAUGCAGGGAUUUGGCUUCAUUCCUUACAAGAGUUGAAUGUUGGGGCCCGCACUGUGCGUAGUCGUCCAGAUCGAGCUGCCGAAAGGACUGUAUUUGUAGGUUUCCGCUCAGCUUUGUACGGCCAAUUUGGAGGAGCACUGUCACCUUUUCAGCUACAUCUGAUUGCCACAGUGAAGCGCAUUUUGACAGGCUUGCUUCAUGCUGAUGAGCAUGCGAGCACGUACGCGUUUUCGCAAGUAGAUAUCCAGAGUUGCCCAACAUUGUCGGCUUCCGCUCAGCGUUACCUUACAAGAGUUGAAUGUAAGGGCCCGCACUGUGUGUAGUCAUCCAGAUCGAGCUGUCCAAAGGACUGUAAUUGCAGGGGAGCACUGUCACUUUUCCAGCUACACCUGAUUGCCACAGUGAAGCGCAUUUUGACAGGCUUGCUUCAUGCUGAUGAGCAUGCGAGCACGUACGCGUUUUCGCAAGUAGAUAUCCAGAGUUGCCCAGCAUUGUCGGCUUCCGCUCAGCGUUACCCGCACUGUGUGUAGUCAUCCAGAUCGAGCUGUCCAAAGGACUGUAAUUGCAGGUUUCCGCCUAGCUUUGUACAGCCAGUGUGGGGGAGCACUGUCACUUUUCCAGCUAUACCUGAUUGCCACAGUGAAGCGCAUUUUGACAGGCUUGCUUCAUGCUGAUGAGCAUGCGAGCACGUACGCGUUUUCACAUGUAGAUAUCCAGAGUUGCCCACACUUUUUCGGCUUCCGCUCAGCGUAGUCUGAGCAGUUUUGGGAAGCAUCGCGACCUUGUCAGUGAGACAGUGUCGCUGCCAGGCUUGGCCGCAACCGCGUUUGGUAGAACGGGGCCCCACGGGAAACUUUCCGCACAUAUCUUCCAGUCAGUAAGUGUUCGCGGGCAUGUUUUCGAUGCGCGCAUGGCCGAAUAUUCGAAGACUUCUGAGGGCCCUCUCGGAGCCGUCUUGGAGCCUUAUCGGCUCUCUCGUGACGUGACAUGGGCUCCCCGAGGUGCCUUUCUUUGUCCUGGGUAAUUCUGGACUGUCCCAGGCCUCAGGCCGUGAAAAGAUUGGCCGUCGUGAGUUCUUCGCACAGCCGGUGGCCUGUGGACUCGUUCUGCAACGCGCCCAGGGCAUGGCGACCGUGUGCAGGUCGCGGCCGUGCACUUUUAAAGCAGUCGUGAUGCAGGGGCCGUAGACACGCUAAUGGCGAUGCAGCGUGGCCUUGGGGGGGUGUUGAGCUGCGCGCCCACCGACCACGGUGUCGUGGGAGGCCUCUACCCUCCGCGCGGGCUUCUCAGAGGCAUAGCCGCAGAGGAUCUCUCGGCUGCGGCCAAGUUUCGAAGGGCCUCCACCCCAGGCUCAAAGACGCCGGGGUGCGCUCGAGUCAUUUAUCUUGCUGGAGUCUGUUCGGCAAGGCAUUUAUCUUGCUGGAGUCUGUUCGGCAAGGAAACAAACGACACCACCCCACCCACGCGACCCUCC
This is a messenger RNA of Prorocentrum cordatum, 4586 nucleotides long. The record is from the annotation of a GenBank genome assembly. Lineage: Eukaryota; Dinophyceae; Prorocentrales; Prorocentraceae.